AUGCCGCCAGUCCCAGGUCAACUUGUUCAGGCAAAUAUUGCCGCGCUUGCUAUCGGAGGCUUCGUGUCCUUUGCGUUGAUUGUUUGGGAUUUCAUUGCCUAUCUUCCCGAUGAGAUUAGGCUCUUAAAAGACUUCAGGAAAGUCUCGUGGCGUACUCCUGAUCCUUAUUCCUUCCUCCUCGUACGCUACAGUGCUCUGGGAUACGGACUUGCGUCGUUAUUCAACCUCGCCCUGAAAAGCGAUCACUGCCAGGCAGUAGUCUCUUGGGCUCAGGUCUUGUCCAUCUGCGUACUCAUUCCAGCGGGUGUGCUAUCCGCGCGCAGAGUCGCCUCGCUAUGGAGCAACCAUAUGGCGGUCGUCUCAGUUGGGACAGUCCUAUUCGUUUGCAUGAUUUCCAGCUGGAUCGCUGUAGCGAGCCAACAUCGCGGAUUCACACUCAAAGAAAAUCUACUCGUUGAUGGAUACAACGAAGAGAUGGGCAUCAGCCCACUCCCAGGAUUUGGCACCAACUGUGGGGUCUCGCUUCAGGUCCCAUGGCAUUCGCUCAGCUACAUUGCUUCCACGCUCUUUUUCGGCGCGACUUUCGCCCUCGCCCUCCUUCGAUGGUCAAGGCAACGCACCGAGCACGUCUUCAACCUCGGUCUGACCCCGUUGAACCGAGCAUGCCUUUGGUAUCUCAUGGUCAGCUGGAUAUCCUGCAUCGCGCUCCUCGCUGUCUACACCAGCUCCUGGUCAACGGACAUCUCACGCAGGACCGCUUCUCCCUUCUUCGUUCUCCUCGUCGCUGGGAUGGCCCAACGCAUCUUCCUCAAUUCGCAAGCCGAUUACACACUGCGGAAACAGCACAUCCAGGAGAUGGCCAUGAUGAAUCUCAAGGCAAAGGUUCCGAGAUGGUCGUGGUCUCCUCAUGCGAAGAAGGUGUCGCUGUCGACGAUCUCCACGGGCGGGUCCCCGCGGGCUGCCCCUUUGACCAACUUUGGCAGCCACCAGAUUUAUCCCCGACCUCCUCCACCCCCACCACCCCUUCCAAUUUCAAACCCUGGGAGCCCUAGUCUCACGCCGUUGCCGCCUCAGCAUAUCCUGUCCAUCGAGAAGUCGAGGGCAGGGAAAGUGAGCCCAGCUUCGUCGAUGCACUUCAAGCCAUCUUCUAGCAAUGGACACGACGCCUCGGACAGUACCGAGAGACUCGUCACACCACUGUCCACAGGGAUUCCAGACCUGGGUAACAAAUCCAGCAACAGCGGCUCGCCUCGAGCCCAAAAGGGGAGCAUCUCCGGCAGUGUAUCUGUUACUUCCGAGUCGGUCGAAUCAUCUGGCGCUGUGGCUGCAAACACAGAGGUGCUGUCCCCCGACCAUAGGAAGCCCGGUCUCGACUAUUGGGUUUGGUUCGCCUCCUGGGUCUCCACCGGUCCUUGGGCUGCCAUGGCCAGGAGGAAGACCACCCGCGGGAGGUUCGAAGUUCAAGGUGUUGCCCGGGAGUCGACCCGUGGCUACGACGUCUAG
Coprinopsis cinerea okayama7#130 is the source of this 1503-nucleotide messenger RNA. RefSeq lists its product as hypothetical. Bases 1 to 1503 code for a protein of 500 amino acids. The record is from RefSeq and is a predicted model, not a curated record. The transcript has 6 exons. Lineage: Eukaryota; Fungi; Basidiomycota; Agaricomycetes; Agaricales; Psathyrellaceae.